AUGCAAUCACUGGUGGGUGCUCGGGUGAGUGAGUUGAUGGUGGCGCUCGUGCUGGCAGGCCGUUGCUUCCCCUUGGCCCUGCUGCUGCCACCACCCUCCCUCCGCCACACCCCUGAAGCCCCUCACUCAUCCUGCCCCAAGUUGCCCUUCCUCUUCCCAUGCACCCCACCCUGCCCUGCCUCUUGCAUUCCACACGUUUCCACCCCGCAGGCCCUACUUCCUGCACGUAUCCCUCUGUUCCUUCUAAAUCUCUGCCCGUUGCAUGAGUGCUCUCAACAGCCUGCUCGGACCCUACACUUCUCUCCCCCCACCUGCUGCCCACCCCCACCCCGCCAGGUGGUGCAGGCUCUGCUGCACGAGGGCCGCCCCAUGGAAGCUGAGCGCCUCGUCGAAACCGCUCUUUCGCGGAACCUUCCCAAGCCCAUGCGGAAGCAGCUGCAGUCAGCCAUUGCUGGUGAGCGCUCGGUCCCUCCCUUGGCCAUCUCCUCUGUCCCUCCCUUGGCCAUCUCCUCUGUCCCUCCCUUGGCCAUCUCCUCUGUCCCUCCCUUGGCCAUCUCCUCUGUCGCUCCCUUGGCCAUCUCCUCUGUCCCUCCCUUGGCCAUCUCCUCUGUCCCUCCCUUGGCCAUCUCCUCUGUCCCUCCCUUGGCCAUCUCCUCUGUCCCUCCCUUGGCCAUCUCCUCUGUCCCUCCCUUGGCCAUCUCCUAUGUCCCUCCCUUGGCCAUCUCCUCUGCUCCUCCAUGCUGCUGUUUCCCUCUCCCUCCCAUGCCCUCACCUCCCGUCCUCCCUGCGGCCAUGCCACUGUGCUUGCAUCUCAUGGGCGUGCAGAGGAGGCGAGUGGCAUGCUGCAGUUCGAGGUGGCGCGGGCCAUCAUCAGCGAGCAGCCUCACAGCAUCCGCGGCUGGUCGCUCUUCCACUCCCUCACCCUCCGGUGCGCUCUGUGCUCUCUCUCUCUCUCUCUCUCUCUCUCUCUCUCUCUCUCUCUCUCUCUCAUGUACACAUGUACCCCACUCUUUCGUUUGCGCCCACUCUGAUGGAUUGAACAAGAUGCCAAGAUUUAGGGAGGGACCACUGGGCACGGAGAGCAACGACCGGCGGGCCAAGUUCCUGCAGCAGAUGCGCAUGCGGCACCCGGUGUGCGUGGCGGCCAUGCUGGUGUCGGGCCACCACCAUGCGCUGCGCGGCCACAUGCAGGGCGCCUGCCGCGAGUACCUGCGCGCCCACCGCCUGCACCCCCACGACCCCCUCAUCUGCCUCUGCUGCGGAGUGGCGCUGCUGAAUCUCUCCCUGGGCUCGCGCCUGCGUGACCGCAGCCAGUGUGUGCUGCAGGGCAUGGCGCUGCUGCAGCAGUACGCCCAGCUAUCAGGCGACACUCAGGAGGUGCAUUUCAACCUGGGUCGUGCGUUCCACCAUGUGGGUCUGCUGCACCUCGCUGUCGACCACUACAAGCGCGUUCUCUCCUCCGCCACUCCACAUCGGCACCAUGCCACGGCCGAGCAGCUGGGAUUGAGAAGCCGCAGAAGCAGGGAGGGCAUGGGCAUAUUAGCAGCGGCGCUAUUCACCAUGGCCAUCGGGGCUCUCUUCAACGCAGCCUUCCCCUCGCCCCCCUUCGACGAAGGCGCUAUUGCCUUCGUGCCGCCCCAAGCCGACUACGCGUGGCGAGUGGUGCUGGCAGCGGGGGCGGUGCCAGCAAAGCUCACCUUCUAUUUUCGAAUGACCAUGCUGGAGACACCGAGGUUUACCACGCUCGUGCAGAGGAAUGCCAAGCAGGCUGCACGGGACAUGGGGCAGAUGUUUCACUCGGCCUUCGAGGAAGCAGAAGUGGAAAUCGAGCUAGCAACAGCCCCUGUGCGAACAUACAGCCUGCUGUCGCGAGAGUUCCUGCACCACCACGGCGUGCACCUGCUGGCCACGGCAGCCUGCUGGUUCCUGGUUGACACGGCCUACUACUCGCAAAACCUCUUGAAUCGGGACCUCUUCACCGCCAUUGGAUGGGUCGCGCCGCCCUACAGCAUGAACGCUCUCACUGAGAUGUACGAGCUCUCGAAAGAUACGGCGACGAGAAAAGAGGGGGGGGCGGUGCACGUGCCCCCGGUGCGCCGCGACAGGCGACGGAGCAUGGCCGGGGCGGGGCCGGGGCAGGGUCGAGGCAGGGCCGAAAGGGGCGGCGACGGGGCCGCAAGGGGCGGCGACGGGGCCGGUGGAGGCGGCGUCGGGGUCGGGAAGGGGCCGCGAGGGGCCUGGAAGGGCGGCGACAGUCCGCUAGGGCCGGCGACGGGGCUGCGAAGGGGCGGCGACGAGGCCGCUGGAGGCGGCGACGGGGCCGAUAGGGGCGGCGACGGGGCCGCGAAGGGGCCGCGAGGGGCCUGGAAGGGCGGCGACGGGCCGCUAGGGGCGGCGACGGGGCCGCGAAGGGGCGGCGACGAGGCCGCGAAGGGGCCGCCAGGGGCCUGGAAGGGUGGCGACGGGCCGCUAGGGACGGCGACGGGGCCGCGAAGGGGCGGCGACGAGGCCGCGAAGGGGCCGCGAGGGGCCUGGAAGGGCGGCGACGGGCCGCUAGGGGCGGCGACGGGGCCGUGA
Molecule: messenger RNA, 2577 nt
Organism: Closterium sp. NIES-65
Lineage: Eukaryota; Viridiplantae; Streptophyta; Zygnematophyceae; Desmidiales; Closteriaceae
Source: the annotation of a GenBank genome assembly